Molecule: messenger RNA, 3179 nt
Organism: Colius striatus (speckled mousebird)
Lineage: Eukaryota; Metazoa; Chordata; Aves; Coliiformes; Coliidae
Gene: SLC66A2
Product: solute carrier family 66 member 2
Exons: 6
Coding region: 228-1043 (271 amino acids)
Biological process (GO): phospholipid translocation; retrograde transport, endosome to Golgi
Cellular component (GO): trans-Golgi network; endosome
Source: RefSeq, a predicted model, not a curated record
CCGCCGCUGCCUGUCGGCCGUCAGUCAGUCAGUGUCAGUCACACACCCCGGAGGCGCCGGAGGGGGAUGGCGGCGGCCGCAGCGCGGACAGCAGGUGCUGGCCGUGCGACAGGCAGCGCAGUCACUGUGCCGCAUCCCGUCCAGGAGCCCGGCCGUGGCUGAAGCCGGCUGCGGGCGGUCCCCUCGGCGUGCCGGCCCGCCGGGCAGCCUCCCCGCCGCCCCCCGGCAUGGAGGAGGCCGGCUUGGAGUGGCUGCUGGUGCCGAUGCAGCAGCUGGUGUCGUGGGGGGCGGCGGGGGCCAUGGUGUUCGGCGGCGUGGUGCCCUACAUCCCCCAGUACCGAGACAUCCGGCGGACGCAGAACGCGGAGGGCUUCUCCUCCUACGUCUGUCUGGUGCUGCUGGUCGCCAACAUCCUGAGGAUACUUUUUUGGUUUGGAAGGCGUUUUGAAUCCCCUCUCUUGUGGCAAAGCAUUAUCAUGAUCAUCACCAUGUUACUGAUGCUGAAGCUGUGCACUGAAGUACGUGUGUCCAACGAGCUGAACGUCAAGCGCCGCUCCUUUGCAGCUGCAGAUAGUAAGGAUGAAGAAAUCAAAGCACCUCCCAAGAGAUCCUAUCUGGAUUUUGACUUGAACUACUUUUGGCACUGGAGCAAGUUUACAGACUACGUGCAGUGUGUGCUGACCUUCACCGGCGUGACGGGUUACAUCACUUACCUCUGGCUUGACUCCUCUCUCUUUGUGGAGACACUGGGCUUCCUGGCAGUGUUCACUGAGGCCAUGCUGGGCAUCCCCCAGCUCUACCGCAACCACCGCAACAGGUCGACAGAAGGAAUGAGUGUCAAGAUGGUGCUGAUGUGGACCAGCGGGGACACCUUCAAGACUGUUUACUUCAUCCUGAACCAGGCCCCUUUCCAGUUCUCCAUCUGCGGGCUGCUGCAGGUGUUUGUGGACGUGGCCAUCCUGCUGCAGGUGCACCUGUACAGCCAGUACCCGCAGAGGGCCGCGCCGCACGCCGCGCACCCCGGCAGCGCCAAGGCCCUGUGACGCCCGCGGCAGGGCCCUCGGACGUGGCCCCCAGGUGUGGGCAGACGGGAGCAGGGGGCGGUUUGCUCCGACGUCCCGUGCUCGCCCUGUCCCAGACCCUUCCUGGGCGGGGGCAGGACGCUUGGCUUGGCAUCUGUGCCUACGAGCCUUAGGGCUUCACAGACGUUUGUAUGUUUAAUCACAAGGGCUGGACGGGUUGUGUUUUAAAUGCUAUUUACAAGUGUUACAGCACAGAAACAAUAGGGUAUUUUGUCUGAAGCUUUUACCUAUUUAUAUCCCACGAAGUCUGUAUAUUGGCAGGGAGUUUGUGUUGUAUGCUGGCAGUUGGUGUCUCCACGGGAUAGGAACAAGUAUGGCAGCAGGAGCUCGCUCUGUUCUUUCAGAAGGGUGUCUGUGAGCGGAGACGAGGCUCUGCAGUGAGGGGAGCAGCCAGGGGCAAAGCAGGGCCAGGGGUGCAAAGCUUUGAGGUGUUGAGGAGCCAGGCAGGACUGGGAGGAGGUGAGGGGCCCCCAGCCCAGCCAGCGGGCACAGGCAGCUGCGGGCUGGGCACAGGAGCCCAGGGAGGCAGCGGGUGCUGGCAGUAGCUGUGUGGCUCCUCUGGGCAGCGCUGCCCUGCUCUGUUCUGUGCAGCCUUUCAGACCAAAGGGCAGCAGAUGCCUCUGGCCACGGCUGUCAGCUGAGUGGUUCUAGAUGGCGACUGAGCCGCAGAGGCAGAAGCAACUCUGUGUCUGUGGCCUAGAAGGGGAAGUGGAAGGGUUUGAGGUGGAGACAAAGCUGUAUCCCGUGGGGUAGGACUGGCACCCCACAGCUGGAUUGGUUGGGGCUGAGAUUCGUGUUCAUCUUGUUUAAUGCCAAACAAGAACCAGUUCAUGUUUUGGAGUAUUUCUUGCAUUGACCCAACAGGAAGGAGCCCACGUGUUCCUUUUUCUGUUGCUGAAGAUCUCUUGGGCUCUCAGAAGCACUGUCAGCCUGUACUUAGAGGGACAGGAAGAGCGCAGAGUGUAUUUAUACAUGUUGAUGUGUCUCUGAUGGCUGUUUGCCAGCGUAGGUCACCGUGCCCUUUCUGCACGUGGCCAGCAGCUGCAGGGCUGCGGCGCCACGGGGCUGUGGCCAGGGCUCUGGGCCUGUGGCUGGAGGGAGCUGCGGUGUCCCAGGAGCAGCCGGGCCCAUGCUGUUGCUGCUGCUGCAUCCCCCAGCAGCCACCAGCCGUUGGAGCUGGCACUGAGCCCUGCCCAGCCCUUCUUCUCCGUGAUCAGCCCCAGACCUUUGUGUUUCCUUGCCCGUGGCAGCGAGGCUGAGGUUUGAGAACUUCAGUGCGUGAAUCAGAUACUUCCCCUGCGCCGUCUCAUCUGGGAACCGGCUGCUUGGAGUCUGGAGCGUCUCCAGGGGUGUCAGAGUGAGUGCUGGGGCUGGGCACGGGAGGCUGUGCCCCAGCCCCACGCUGCCCUCCCCACCGGCCUCUCUCAGGCCUGAAGUGACCUUACAAGGCUGACAGUGACUGUCCCGUUCCUCCUUUCUCUGGUUGUGUUACGGGAACAUCUGGGCUUUUGUCCUUCUUCAGUUGGGAACUUAGUGAACCACUGGCUCCUCCAGUAUGCUGCUUUAAUGAGGACUGUAUUUCUACUGCUGUGUGUUUUAAUGGCCUGCAGGGUUUUUUAGUGACUUGCAAGGAUCAGAUUUUUGUAUGUGGUGUUUUUCUCUAACAGUCUCUGAGAUGGGGCUAUAGGACACAAACGGCUCUUAGGAAACACGCUUCUCUGCGCUCUAGCUUCACCCAGGAGUGCAUGCUUGCAUGCUUCUGUCCACCUCUUGGGCCUGGAACUACAGGUGUGAGUGAGGAGAAGGCAAGUGUUGCCGUUGGCUUGUGGACUGAAGCCAGCUUCUGUAGGUGGCACUACGCAAGGUAGGACUCAGCCAGGAGCUCUUGAACUCCACCCUGCAAGGUACUCGGGACAGAACGUUACAGAACUCGGGUUUUGUUCUUGGUGGGGGAGUGUGUGUAUGGAUGAGCACCUCAGAGAACACGGAAUCAGUCCCUUGAAGUGCAUCUCACUGAAUGUAUGAGACGUCUCAUGGAGUUUAUUUUCUCUAUCAGUUGCAAUGGUUUUUUAAAUAAAAGUUACUGAUUAUCUAUGA